Messenger RNA from Hevea brasiliensis (rubber tree), 1725 nucleotides. RefSeq names its product PR5-like receptor kinase. Gene Ontology annotation, molecular function: protein kinase activity; ATP binding. Lineage: Eukaryota; Viridiplantae; Streptophyta; Magnoliopsida; Malpighiales; Euphorbiaceae. The record is from RefSeq and is a predicted model, not a curated record. Gene Ontology annotation, biological process: protein phosphorylation. The transcript is spliced from 3 exons.
UAUGAGCAUGGAGAACUGCAAGAAAGUUGAAGUUGCUAAGUAAACUUAAUUCAAUUAAAUAAGCUGAAAUUUUUUUAACUUUUCAGAACUUGAAUUCCUUGGUAAAAUUACCCCAACCAUAUUGCCGUUCAUAGUAUCUGUGGCAUGAGUGUCGCCGCAAAUACCCCGUCUUUCUCGACCAACCAUUCUACUUUGGCAUGAGCUGCGAAUAAAAAAUCCCAUGUGGUUCCACACCACUUACCAAGCACGCCGUAGUCAACUCGAGGUUGAUGAAUAGCAGUGGCGUGAAGACGACAAGGAUGAGGAUCACUUGCAAAAGUGGACGGAACGGUGGUAUGACUGGCAACAACGGGUUUGGCCGUUAAGGAAAAAUAAGAAAGAACAAGUUGGGAUUGAGGCUAGGAUUGGCAUUGGGCAGUGCAAUUGUAGUUCUUGUUGUGAUUGCAGUCUGUUGUCUUAUUAGAAAAUUUAAAUCCGACUACUCCAUUUUCUUUUGGAAGAAGAAAACAAAAGAAUCUAGAAGCAUUGAUGCCUUCCUCAAGAACCAUGGGCCUAUGCCCUUGAAAAGAUAUAGAUAUACAGAAGUUAAGAAAAUGACAGAGACAUUCAAAGAUAAACUAGGCCAAGGAGGCUAUGGAGGUGUGUUUAAAGGCAAGUUACCUGAUGGUCGUCUCGUGGCAGUCAAGGUCUUGAAGGAAUCAAAAAGUAAUGGGGAAGAAUUUGUUAAUGAGGUAGCAAGCAUUAGUAGGACUUCUCAUGUUAACAUUGUCAGUCUUUUAUGAUUUUGCUAUGAUGGUCCCAAAUGCGCUCUAAUUUAUGACUUCAUGCCUAAUGGAUCUCUUGAAAAGUAUAUAUAUAAACAAAAUUCCUCGAGAACUAAUCAUGAAUUGGGAUUGGAAACACUACAUGAAAUUGCAAUUGGCAUUGCUAAGGGGUUAGAAUACUUGCACCGAGGUUGUAAUACAAGGAUAUUGCAUUUUGAUAUAAAGCCUCACAACAUUCUUUUAGAUGAAAACUUUUGUCCUAAAAUUUCAGAUUUUGGUCUGGCUAAAAUAUGCCCUGAAAGAGAGAGUAUCAUAUCAAUGAUGGGUACAAGAGGGACUAUUGGAUAUAUUGCACCUGAAUUAUUUUAUAGAAAUUUUGGUGGAGUAUCUUAUAAAUCUGAUGUUUAUAGCUACGGGAUGCUAAUGCUAGAAAUGGUUGGAGGAAGAAAAAACAUUUGCUUUGUGGAAGAUGAUAAUACUAGUGAGAUGUAUUUUCCAGAUUGGAUAUACAAGAGUCUUGAACAAGGUGAAAAGAUUGGACUAUUUGGGAUCAACGAUGAAGAGGAAAAUCAAAUAGCAAGAAAAAUGAUCCUAGUGAGUUUGUGGUGCAUACAAACGAAUCCCUCAAACCGUCCUUCAAUGGGUAAAGUUGUAGAAAUGUUGCAAGGAAGCAUUGCAUCCUUGCCAAUUCCACCCAGACCGACCUUGGUUUCCGCAUCAAGAUCACUUCCGCGAGAAACGAUAAAUUCUUCAACUUCAACAACUGGCAUAACAAUGUGAGCCUCCCGAGUAAAGAAAUGUAUGCUUCUUUGAACUCUAUAUAAGAGCUUGUUAGUCUCUAUUGCCCUUAGUGAUUGCUUAAUUGGUUGCACCCUCUCUUUAUGACUCAAUUGUAUUUUUUAAGGAAAAACCACUGGAAUCAUAAUGUUUUCAAUUUCACUUAAUAUUUUGUUUCUUUGUC